This is a messenger RNA of Paramecium tetraurelia, 1209 nucleotides long. RefSeq lists its product as uncharacterized. The transcript has 4 exons. Gene Ontology annotation, molecular function: protein-phosphatidylethanolamide deconjugating activity. Lineage: Eukaryota; Ciliophora; Oligohymenophorea; Peniculida; Parameciidae. The record is from RefSeq and is a predicted model, not a curated record.
AUGUAUAACUUAUGUGGAUCCUUGCUUGACAGAUGGUAUAAUGUUAAAUUUAAUUUGAUUUAAUAUGUUUAUGACAUAGAUAAAUAGAUAAGAUAAAAUGACAAAGUCAUACAUAUAUUGAACGAAACUAUAAAAAACGAUGUAGGCAUAGAAGUAAGGAAUCCUUCAUUUAUUUUAAAGUAAAGAAUAGAAAAAUUGAAAAGGAUUUGUUCUUCGAUCAUUUGGUUUUCUUAUCGGAAAAAAAUACCAUAGUUUUAAAUCAGUUCACUCACAUCGGAUACUGGUUGGGGAUGUAUGAUUAGAGUUGCUUAAAUGGCCCUAGCUUAAGUUAUAAGGCAUUAUCAUUCUUUUACUUAGCCAGAAUAAUUGAUAGUUUUAAUUAGACAUUUCUUAGAUGAUGAUGAUGAUGAAUUGAUCAAUUUUAUAAAGUAAGAUCAAAAGAACUAAGUCCAAUAUUAUCAUGCUCCAUUUUCUAUUCAAAAAAUUGUCUAUCAUGCAAAAGUUGAAUUUAAGAAAGAGCCUGGAGAUUGGUAUAAACCGAAUGAAAUACUUGAAACUUUAAACUACUUGUUCAAAUACUCUUAAUACUCCUUAAACAUGUAAAUCUAUAUCAAUUAUUAAUGCGCCUUCAUUCUAUAGGAUGCAAUAAAACAAAUGUUUAAUUAUGAUAAAGGCAAUUAAGAAUGGUUAAAAGAAUGUAUAAAAAACAAUAAUCAAUUCAUAUCAUAACAUGAUAAAGGCAUUGCUAUUUUUCUUCCUGCUCGAAUUGGCCUUCAAAGGGUUAAUUAGGAUUAUUUGGAAGUCUUGAAUAUUCUAAUGACUUUGCCUUACUUUUAAGGUAUUAUUGGAGGAGUUACGAAUAGAGCCUUCUAUAUUGUAGGAAGAAUUCAAGAUUAUCUUAUAUACUUAGAUCCUCAUUUUGUCUAAAACGCUUAGAAUUUUGAAGAUCUUUCAAAAACCUAAGCAUCUUACACAUGUUAAAAUAUCUAAUUAAUACACAAUAAAAGUAUUGAUCCAUCUAUCGUUGUCUGCCUAUGUGUUCGAAAUGGACUUGAAUUGUUGGACUUAUGGCAUUCUCUUAAUCAUAUGAAAUAAGAAUUCUAAGAAUUUUUUUUUAUUUCAAUUUUGGAUACAAAUGUUGAAUUACAAAUAUCUGAAUCUUUUCAAUACUUAGAUGAAAAUCAUGAAUUAGUAAAUAUUCUAAAAUGA